Molecule: messenger RNA, 1665 nt
Organism: Chaetura pelagica (chimney swift)
Lineage: Eukaryota; Metazoa; Chordata; Aves; Apodiformes; Apodidae
Gene: TTLL2
Product: tubulin tyrosine ligase-like family, member 2
Exons: 1
Coding region: 1-1665 (554 amino acids)
Biological process (GO): microtubule cytoskeleton organization; protein polyglutamylation
Cellular component (GO): cilium
Molecular function (GO): tubulin-glutamic acid ligase activity; tubulin binding
Source: RefSeq, a predicted model, not a curated record
AUGGAAAUGGUAGGAGAUCACUAUGGUACAAGAGGUAUCUUGAGGCCUUUGGUUUUCCGUCUCCAUGAGAAUGUCCCUGAAAUUGUCCGUGAGGUUUUACUGGAACGUGGCUGGGCUGAAUUUGACAAAAAGGAGCAAGAUGAUGCAGACUGGAACCUGUACUGGCGGAACUCACCUUUCACUCUGACAGACCAUCAGAGCAUUAAACCAUGGCAGAGACUCAACCACUACCCAGAAGCUGUUCGGAUCGCCAGAAAAGACUAUUUGGCAAGGUAUCUGAAACAUAUGAAAGGAGCAUAUGGAUCAGCUCUCUAUGAAUUUAGUCCAGUGACAUUCAUCAUGCCCCAUGACUAUGUCAAAUUUAUAGCAGAAUACAGCAAGGAGAGACAGUCCGUAGGCAGAAAACCUAGCUUGUGGAUUUGCAAACCUGUGGAUCAUUCCGGUGGAAAGGGCAUACACAUUUUCCAAGACAUUAAGGACUUAAAAUAUGACUGUACAGUCAUUGUGCAGAAGUACAUUAGCAACCCCUUCCUCAUUUCAGGGUAUAAACUGGAUCUGCGCCUCUAUGUGUGUGUCACCAGCUUUUGCCCCCUCACCAUUUACACUUAUGAAGAAGGACUGGUAAGGUUUGCCUCGGAAAAGUUUGACCUCGAUUCUCUGGACAACAUCUAUGCCCACCUAACAAACACCAGCAUCAACAAAUACGGAUCUUCAUAUAAAACAUAUAAAGAAGGGAUUGGCUGUGGCUGCAAAUGGACGUUCAGCAAAUUUCGUUCUUACCUUCGAAUAUUUGGGAUUGAUGACAUGCUCCUCUGGCAGAAGAUCAAUAACAUAGUGAUUCUCACCCUGCUUGCUGUAACCCCCUUACCAGUGGCUUCCAAUUGCUUUGAGCUCUUUGGCUUUGACAUCCUGAUUGAUGACAAAUUCAAGCCAUGGCUUUUAGAAGUUAACUGCAAUCCGGCCUUGUGUUUAGACUGUUCCAUUGAUGAUACUGUGAAAAGGAAACUUCUUCAUGAUAUUGUUCAACUGCUGAACUACAAAGAGAUUGACACUUACAGGCAAAACCAAGUGGCUAGGACAAAAGCUGGCAGAAGGCGGGUGGUGUGGCGCACAGCUGGUGAGAACACCACCAGGGAGGCUCCUGUUUUACUCACUGGCCGAAAAGUGGUUAAAUAUAAUUCUGAUUCCUCUGUACAACCUGCCCUGCAGGCUGCAAGACGAUCAGUUUGUAAGGUGGCUACUGUGACUAAGAAAAGUGCCAUACCACAUCCAAGAAAAACACUGACUUCCCAGCUGCGGGAAAGGAUGAACAUGCCAAAAACAGACUCCCAGACAAAAGCUGAAGCUGAAGAUACACCGCUCUCAGUAGCUGGGCAUCGUCCACACAAGUCUGCCCAAACUAGCCACUCGUUACCUGCACCCAACUUGCACAACUACAAGUUAACCACACACCCCUAUUUCCUUUCUGAUAAAGACCAGAGGCCUAUCCCUCGGGUAGGAGAUUUUGUCCUUAUUUUUCCUUUCAAUGAAGCUGCACUUCAAGCUUCCAGGGAUAGAACAGAUGUAAAGAGCAUCAUAAAGGAAAUAAACAAAUUAUUGAGCAAAGAGUUACCAUCAAAACAGCAGAACACAAAUAAAAGGGCAACUUCUUUAACUUCUGUGUAA